Messenger RNA from Penicillium atrosanguineum, 1491 nucleotides. RefSeq names its product alpha/beta-hydrolase. Gene Ontology annotation, cellular component: fungal-type vacuole membrane. The record is from RefSeq and is a predicted model, not a curated record. The transcript is spliced from 3 exons. Bases 1 to 1491 code for a protein of 496 amino acids. Gene Ontology annotation, molecular function: transmembrane transporter activity. Lineage: Eukaryota; Fungi; Ascomycota; Eurotiomycetes; Eurotiales; Aspergillaceae. Gene Ontology annotation, biological process: transmembrane transport.
AUGACCGCUGGAUCAAAACCAGGCCCCUUCAUCUCAGAACAACCAUACACAGCUCCAGACUACCCAGAUAUAUCCGGCCCAAGCACCCACACUAAUUCCCACAUAAGCCUCCACCACCGCAAUGAACCCAGUCAUGAAAGACCGCAAUCAGUUUUCGAAAUAAUCGAGCCUCCCGCCCAGCUGUCGGCCAUAACAACCCACACAACGCAUAUCCGCGACUCUGGACCUGACGACACAUUCCCCGACGGCGGAACCCGCUCCUGGCUCGUCAUAGCAGGGUCUUUCUUCCUCCUAAUGGCAAGCUACGGAAUGAUGAACUCAACUGGUGUCCUCCAAAGCUAUUUUGCAACACACCAGCUCUCAAAAUACUCCACCAGUGCCAUAGGCUGGAUCCCCGGCUUAUUCACUUUCUUUGGACUUGUCCUUAGCGUUCAGAUCGGCCCUAUUUUUGACCGGUAUGGGCCUACCGGCAUCCUCAUCACUGGAACGGGGUGUUAUGUUGCUGGGUUAUUGCUGUUGGCGGAGUGUACCCUUUACUGGCAUUUUAUGUUGACACUUGGUGUGCUUACGGGUACGGGUGCUGCGUUGUUGAGUACGGCUGCGAUGGCUGCUGUACCGCAGUGGUUUGAUCGGAAGGUUGGGAUGGCGUUGGGGACUGCGAUGGCUGGGGCGGGGCUUGGAGGUGUGAUGUUUCCGCUUGUUUUGAGGGUUGCGUUUACGCGGCUUGGGUAUAAGUGGGCCAUUCGGAUGCUGGCUUUGAUGGUUGCUGUUAUGUGUGGGCUAGGUAUUUUGUUAGUGAGAUCGAGGUUGCCGAGGGGAAGGAGUAGGUCGACUAUUAAUUUGAGGGCUUUCAAGGACACGAGGUUUACUUGGUUGACGCUGGGGACUUUCAGUUUGGAACUGGAGGUAUUCGCUGGUCUGGGUUUAUAUCCCACCUAUGUGGUGAUGCAGGGAUUCAGUACCGCUACCAGUAUCAUUCUCUUGUCAACUCUAAACGUGUAUGAGGCGCUCUCCAUUCCGCAGAUCUGUGUCUCCGAUCCUAACGUUAACAGGUUCUCCACCCUCGGCCGACUAAUGGCCGGAGGUAUCGCCGAUAAAUACGGCAGAAUCAAUACACAAACCGGACUUAUCUGCCUCGGUGUAAUCGCAAUUUUCGCCAUUUGGUUACCAUUUGGAAACACACUGCCCGGGCUCUACAUGUUCAGCGCAAUCUUUGGACUGGCGUCAGGCUCUUUCUUGAGUCUCGCGCCGGCCUGCAUCGGGCAGAUAUCCAAGGCUAGUGAGGUCGGUGGCCGCUUUGGGAUUUGCUACUCCUGCGUGAGCUUUGCGACUCUCAUUUGUAUCCCGAUUGGUGGCGAGAUGCUCGAGCAGGUUGGUAAGCAGGCCAUGGUGGCGUACUUGGGGAGUGUCUUGAUAGUUGCAUUAGGCAUGUUCGUUAUGGCAAGAUGGGCGUGUCUAAGCUAUCGAUGGCGAUGGCAGGCUAAGAUCUAA